AUGCCCAUCAACAUGAACACAACCCCCACAACACAACCUCCUCCUCCUCCUCCUACUACUACUAAUAAUACUAACUGCACCAUCAUUAACCAUUCCCCGGAAAUCUCAGCUUCUGCAAACUCCACUUCUCCGGCGGAAAAUUCGGGUUAUCGUCGGUAUGAAUGCAAGACUUGCCGAAAGCAAUUCGAUACUUUCCAAGCACUCGGCGGCCACCAGGGAAUUCACAGAAAGCUCAUACACAAUGAAGAUGCCUGUUCAUUAAGCCUUCAAAUAGCUGCUGUUCCUAAAUUACACCAAUGCAAGGCGUGCAUGAAGAAGUUUCCUACAGGGCAGGCGUUGGGUGGCCACAUGAGACGGCACAGGCUUAAAAAGACUCUGAUUUCGAUGAACAAGGAGCAGUUACAGCGGCAACAGGCGGCAGAGGAGGUGGUGGGAAGUGAUUCGACAUCUGCAGCAGUGGAACCACAAUGGCUGAAGGCGGAGGAAGACCAACAGCAUAAGUUGAAAAGUGAGUUGGUUUUGGCAGCAAAGGAGUUGCGACUAUCAAUUUGA
This is a messenger RNA of Cynara cardunculus var. scolymus (artichoke), 552 nucleotides long. Its product is annotated as zinc finger protein ZAT5-like. The coding region runs from base 1 to 552 and encodes 183 amino acids. NCBI's taxonomy places the organism in Eukaryota, Viridiplantae, Streptophyta, Magnoliopsida, Asterales, Asteraceae. The transcript has a single exon. The record is from RefSeq and is a predicted model, not a curated record.